GCGACCCGUGUGUGUGUCCGGAGAGCCCUGCGCCCGCUGCACCGCCUGCCCGAUAGUGCCGCUAUGUCCCGCCUGAUGCCUGCUGCUGCCGACUGGUGCGAGGGGCUGCCCCCAGAGCCCUACAUGCUGGACGCCUCAGAUCCCCGAGCAUGGCUGUCCGCCUCCUCCCUGCAGGUUGCCCCGGAGUACAUGCUGCAGCAGGGUAGCCGGGCGCACAAGAUGCGGGAGCUGUGCAAGCUGAAGGGGCUGAGGGUGCAAGAGGAGGAGGACGAGGACGAUGAGGACAGCGAGGAGCUGUGCAGCCAGAGGACACCCUCCGGUAAGAGCGGCGGAGGGGUGCAGAAGCAGCGGAGGCUUGCCGCUAAUGCCCGAGAGAGGCGGAGGAUGCACGGGCUAAAUCACGCCUUCGACGAGCUCCGGAACGUCAUCCCCUCCUUCAACAACGACAAGAAGCUGUCCAAGUACGAGACGCUGCAGAUGGCUCAGAUCUACAUCAAUGCUCUCUCUGACCUCCUGCAGGUUCCCCCCGAGCACCCACAGCCCUGCCCGGCAUACCCGCUGCACCCCGGGGUGGAUGCCAGGAGCAGGUUCCCUGGAGACUACACCUUGCCACUAGACCCGCUCACCUACCCCUACCCGGAUGGUGGCUCCCAGAAGGCGACCUCCACAUCUUUUUCCCCGGGUGCCAGGGAGUCGUCAGGGGACGAGAGCAAAACUUCCCCCAGAUCGCACAGAAGUGACGGAGAGUUCUCCCCACGCUCCCAUUACAGCGACUCGGACGAAGCCAGCUAGAGACUGAGCAUGGGCUGUGCCCCUACCCGAGAACUCUGCCCUGGCAUCCAGCAGCUGGUACAAAUCCCUGUCACAACACAAUACACUAAAGUGUCAAGAAGACGCCAAGAAAACACUUCUUCUGCCUACUGCCUGCCCAAUGUCUGCCUAGUGUCAAUUUUACAACUCAGAUAGUAUGUGUCCUUGUACAGUAGCAAAGAACCUGCAGCUUUUACAUUGCCAUUAACCCCGACAGUGCCAGGCAUGUUUGAACAGUCAAAAACACUGGCAGUGAAUGGGUUAACGUUUAAGCAUUUUUUUUAUUUAUUCCUGGUAAUAUUUGUUCUUUUCUUUUUUUCUAUUACUAUUAUUAUUAUUUUUACCCCGUAGAUCUACCAACUGCCAUAUUACCUCUUCCUUGUAUACAGGUUAAUCAGCUGUCAGUAAUUGCCAUUGGUACCUCUGUACGUCAAAAAUCACUACAUGAUCAGAAUGUCUUCCAAAAUGCAACUGUCCUAGCACUGGAAAUAAUGUCUGUAUAUAUAUAUGUACGUAACUGCCUUACGGUGUAAAUAAUGGAGAAAUGCUAGUUUUUGUACUAUUACAUAUAUAUAUUCCUGAAUUUCUAUAGCUUCUUGCGAAACUGCACUUUAACAGCCAACGGUGGCAAAGAGAAAACAAACAAAUUGUGGAUCAUACAUUUAAUAAAAACAUAAUAUACAUAAUGCCAAUUUGCAAAACUUUUUUUUGUUUAGCCACUUGCUUAAAUCUUGUCAUACUU
Molecule: messenger RNA, 1552 nt
Organism: Pseudophryne corroboree (corroboree frog)
Lineage: Eukaryota; Metazoa; Chordata; Amphibia; Anura; Myobatrachidae
Gene: ATOH1
Product: atonal bHLH transcription factor 1
Exons: 1
Coding region: 64-792 (242 amino acids)
Biological process (GO): sensory organ development; positive regulation of transcription by RNA polymerase II; axon development
Cellular component (GO): nucleus
Molecular function (GO): E-box binding; DNA-binding transcription factor activity, RNA polymerase II-specific; protein dimerization activity
Source: RefSeq, a predicted model, not a curated record